This is a messenger RNA of Bipolaris oryzae ATCC 44560, 531 nucleotides long. RefSeq lists its product as uncharacterized. The record is from RefSeq and is a predicted model, not a curated record. NCBI's taxonomy places the organism in Eukaryota, Fungi, Ascomycota, Dothideomycetes, Pleosporales, Pleosporaceae. The annotation marks the transcript as partial. The transcript has a single exon.
AUCAAAAUGUCCCGCCACAACCGUCAUAUCUGCCGCCACACCCACCACAUCUGCCGCCACGGCCACGCGGCCCACAGCAUCCCCUUCGGCCCCAUGCGCCUCGCCCCAGUCCCCAGUCCCGUCCAACCCGGCCAACCCGCCCCCACCGCCACAGAGUGGAACUACACCCUCCAAGACUUUGAAGAACUCAUCAUAAAAUGGGGCCCUUACACGACCCUCGACCUCGUCAAAGCUGCGCCCCACUACACCAAAACCACCGUCGACGUCGACCCUUACGCCAAACUGCAGUUUCCCGAGAAGUGGGAGGCCACGGAGCGCGUUAUCCAUGCUGUGCAUCCGAUUCCGCGGGGGGAGCUUGAGAAGUUGGGGCCGAACUGCGUGAGGCAGCUUGGGGAGAGGUUGAAAGGGGGAGGGGAGGGGAGGGACGAGGAGUUUGAGGGUGCGAUGAAGAAGACGUUGGGCAGGAUUGAUGAUUGUCUUGAGUUUUAUUUUUGUGUGGAGAGGCCCGGGGCGAGGGUGGUUAGUGGAUAG